Molecule: messenger RNA, 1278 nt
Organism: Mya arenaria
Lineage: Eukaryota; Metazoa; Mollusca; Bivalvia; Myida; Myidae
Exons: 5
Coding region: 43-1278 (411 amino acids)
Source: RefSeq, a predicted model, not a curated record
CUUCAAUGUAAUGUUCUUUGAACAUUGUACUGCAAAGAUGUGAUGGAUAGGUGCUGCCAGUAUAACCUGAUAUUUUAUCUAGGUGUGUUUGGGUGCAUCUGUGCAUCCGGGUACCAGUAUGGAACGAUAUCAGUGGUUGGACCAGCUUUUGUGAACAGGGAGGUUACACUGAAAGCGACACCAUUAUUUCCUUGGGGAUGUGACAUAGAAUGGAAGUACAAAAUGGAAGGGGGCACAACAUUCCAAACAAUGCACGGGCAAAAUAUUAAAAGAUAUUCGGAAGAUGGGUCGUUCUUUUUAAAAUGGACGGCUUCAAUAGAAUACAACAGAUCUACCUUCUACGCCGGAUGUUCAGCAAACACAACAAUUAGAACACGCAUGGUUUCCUUAGAUAUGGCAGAGAAAGAUAACUGGCCCAUGCUAACAGUUCCUGAAGUCCUUGACGGAGAAAGCUCGUCAACAAUGUGUGAAGUGCGCGAUGCUAUCCUAGCUCCGUUAAUAGAAAUACGUGUUGGCAAAGUCUUGCUAUCUGAUGUUCAACAAACCGAUUCAUUUAAUGAAUCUUCCCAUACGUUUACUAGCAUAGCAACGGCGACAAAGACUAACAGGGAUUGGAAUGGAAAAGAAAUGUGCUGCGAUAGGAAAAGCAAAGAUGAUUUUGGUCUUAAAGAUGUUUCAGUAUGCAAAAACAUCAGUACCAGAUAUCCACCGACGGACCUUUCGAUGUCCGUGAACACAAUACAUGAAUAUAACAACAAUGUUUCUGUCUGUUUCUUUAAUAUAUCUUGUAAAACGGAUGAAUCAAAUCCGCCUUGCAAAAUUAAAUGGUCAAGCGACAUCGAUAGUUUGAUAUACGUUCAUAGAAACGAUUGGACGAAUGGUGAAAGUGGUAGUUACCGUUCUAUUUCCACCGUGCGUUACAAUGUAACUGAAGACAUGGCUGAGGGAACUAUUACAUGUUCAACAAGAUGCGAUCAUUUCCAAUUUCGUUUAAACAAAAACUAUAAGAUAUCGUUUUCUGAUGUUCCGACUCUGUAUUUGAACACGACAUCGCCUGUUGUUUUACAUCCAAAUAUUACAGUGACCGUCAAAUGUUUCGUUGAUGACCUGAAUAAUUCAGGGCAAUGGAAUCUUUGGUGGGAAGAUGAAAAUAGCACUGAAAUAGAGGCUUGUAUCAAAGCAGAGGAAUGCCUGUUAACAUUAAAUUAUACAGGAGGUGGUGAUAAGACGUACAUAUGCAACACUUGGAAACCAAAGGAGCUUCUGAGAAUUCCAUGA